Messenger RNA from Girardinichthys multiradiatus, 1894 nucleotides. Its product is annotated as transcription factor JunB-like. The transcript has a single exon. The coding region runs from base 566 to 1528 and encodes 320 amino acids. Lineage: Eukaryota; Metazoa; Chordata; Actinopteri; Cyprinodontiformes; Goodeidae. Gene Ontology annotation, cellular component: transcription regulator complex. Gene Ontology annotation, biological process: regulation of cell cycle; regulation of cell population proliferation; regulation of transcription by RNA polymerase II. Gene Ontology annotation, molecular function: RNA polymerase II cis-regulatory region sequence-specific DNA binding; transcription factor binding; DNA-binding transcription factor activity, RNA polymerase II-specific. The record is from RefSeq and is a predicted model, not a curated record.
UAAGAAAGGUUGAUCGCAUAAGGAUUUACUAGGCUCUCCAGCCCACUUUUUGAUUUUAAUACAUUCUAAAUCACUUUUAUAAAUACAUGUGGAUUUAAAUUAAGAGUCGUCUGUUUACCUGGAGCGAGUUUUCCCCUUGUCAUGUUUAUGGCCUUGCGUUACUGGCAACAACGUCAAUAAAACAACGCGAAGGCGGGACCUCUGAUGAAGCAGCCAAUCAACGGGCACCUUUUGAGAGGCGUUUAAAAGCAAAGAAGCGCCUCUUGCCACUGCCAGUAAUAAGGAAACUGAGGAGAAGUUAAGACACAGAGAGAAGAAGAGGAAUGAAAACAUCUGAGUAAAUCUCUGGACUCCGCUUUGAAUCCAUCUAAAGGUACAAACCGACGACUUGGUACAGUACAGUUCCCAUAUUUUGGAAGUUUUGCUGUUUUUUGUAGCUUUAAUAAAUACAGCGGGACUUUGCGCUGGAGAUUGACACAUUUCGGACACAGCAGCAUCGUUUGCAGCGCACUCUUGUAUUUGACUGUCUUUAGAAAAAAAAAAAAAGCACAAUAUUUCCACAAUAAUGGAACAGCCUUUUUAUGACGACUCGUUUCUCUCUGCUUAUGGCCAUCCAGGCGCAGCUCUGCCAGACUACAAGCUGCUAAAGCAGAAUAUGAACUUGAACUUCUCCGAUUCAUAUCGGAACUCGAGCUUCAAGACACAGCACCUGCGCGGAGACGGUGAUUUCUACCCAGCAGGGACCGCGGACGUGGGCUCCCUGAAGCUCGCCUCCCCGGAACUCGAGCGGCUGAUCAUCCAGAGCAGCACCGGGGUCAUCACUACACCGACCCCCGCACAGUACCUCUACAACCGCGGCAUCACAGAGGACCAGGAGGUGUUCGCUGACGGCUUCGUCAAAGCGCUGGACGAUCUGCACAAGAUGAACCAGAUGGCGCCUCCAAACGUCUCCAUCGGCACCGGUGGGAUCGCAUGUCCGGCUCCGGGCUCGGGGUUCGCCCACUCUAUGCCGCCAGAACCGCUGGAGUACACGAACCUGAGCGGCUGCACAACCUCUGGAACCAGUUAUCAGUCAACCAUCAGCUACCUGCCGCACAACCAUUAUCACCAGCAUUCCCAUGCAGUGGCGCACGGGUCCCACCACUUCCAGCCCUCCCUCGCAGGAGCCGGCAUCCACUCGCAGCGCUUCGGGGGCUUGAAGGAGGAGCCCCAAACGGUGCCCGACAUGCAGAGCAGCGACACCGGCUCCCCGCCGAUGUCGCCUAUCGACAUGGAGAACCAGGAGCGGAUCAAGGCGGAGCGCAAGCGGCUGAGGAACCGGCUGGCAGCUUCCAAAUGUCGGAGGCGCAAGCUGGAGCGCAUCGCCCGGUUGGAGGACAAGGUGAAGGUGUUGAAAACAGACAACGCCGGACUGUCGAACACGGCCUCCCUGCUGCGGGAGCAGGUGGCCCAGCUCAAACAGAAAGUCAUGACUCAUGUGAGCAGUGGCUGCCAGCUCAUGUUAGCGCCCAAAGUGAAGUCUUACUGAAGAAAUUAUGCACUUUUUUUUUUUUUUUAAAUGAACACUGGACAAAAACUGCACUGAAAAACACAAGACUUUAUACGCUGAGAGUACGAGAACUGAAUCAACCGUGGUUUAAAAAAAAAAAAAAAAAAAAGCCAGACAAGAAAUCUUACAACCAGCCUAAAAAAAAACAAACACUUAGGGGCAUUUUUGAAAAACGUUUUAAAAGUGCCGUCUUGGCUUUCCCUGUUUACAUUUUGUUUGCCCUUUGUGAUGCUUUUUACGUGUAUAAGUUAUUUGUGUUUAUCUUUUUUUUUUUUUUUUUUACCUGUACAAUAAUAUUUAAGCAAGAAAUUAAGACAAUGUGUAAUUAAAAGAACUCGCUGCUUA